Messenger RNA from Ostreococcus tauri, 747 nucleotides. Its product is annotated as Derlin. Bases 1 to 747 code for a protein of 248 amino acids. Lineage: Eukaryota; Viridiplantae; Chlorophyta; Mamiellophyceae; Mamiellales; Bathycoccaceae. The transcript has a single exon. Gene Ontology annotation, biological process: endoplasmic reticulum unfolded protein response. Gene Ontology annotation, cellular component: Hrd1p ubiquitin ligase ERAD-L complex; endoplasmic reticulum membrane. Gene Ontology annotation, molecular function: misfolded protein binding; ubiquitin-specific protease binding. The record is from RefSeq and is a predicted model, not a curated record.
AUGUCCGACUCCCCCGGUGCGUGGUACGCAUCUUUACCACCGAUAUCAAAGUUUUGGUUCACCGCGUGCGGGGGGUGCACGGUCGGUUACCACUGCUCGCUGAUCGACCCGCGAGCGUUGAUGCUGUCGUGGACGAUCGUUCGAAGAAAGUUUCAACCGUGGCGAGUGGUGACGAAUUUCUUCUUUCUCGGUAAAUUCUCACUCGGGUUCGCGAUGCGCAUGGUCAUGAUCGCGCAGUACGCCGUAUCGUUGGAGAAGCAAUCGUUCACGGGCGCGAGCGCGACGGCGGAUUUCUUGACGUUUCUGUUAUUCGGCGUCGCCCUCUUGACGCCGCUCGAAUUGGUCGUUCCGUCGCUCGCGCAGGCGUUUUACGGCGAUAGUUUAAUUUUCAUGUGUCUGUACUUGUGGAGCAGAGAGAAUCCGAGGGCAAGGGUGUCGUUGAUGGGAGUCGUACGCGUGGGGGCGUUUUACUUUCCUUGGGCCAUGCUCGCGAUGACGGUGCUCAUGGGAGGUGACCCCGUUCCAGACUUUUUAGGAAUCGUCGCCGGACACACGUAUUACUUCUUCACUCGAUUAUAUCCGCUGCGUUACGGGUGUAGGUCGUUCAUCCGCACCCCCAAGUUCGUGCGGGCCAUCGCGGAUUACGUCAACGCGCGAAAUGGAGUGGCUAACGCCGCGUCGAACGCCGUGACGCCCCCUCGCGCGCGCUACUUUUACGGCCGAGGCAAUCGCUUAGGAGGAGACUAG